UCUCCAUGAAAAUUAAAAUAAACGUUACUUUGACACACUAGUAGUAGCUAACUCAACUUAGUUCCUAAACUUUUUUAUAAAUAUUAUAUACACAAUUCUUCCAUUACCUACGCUUCCAAAAAUCCAACCUAGCAACACCAAAUUCUUCGUCCCUUCUUUUCAUCUCUCCAUAUAACUCAAACUCCAUAUGAACUUCAAACCCAUUUAGUCAUCUUCUAUCUGUCAAUACCCAACCUAUAUUUCUCUCUUUCUCUCUUUCAUUUUUCUACAUACACACACAUUUUCUUGAGAGGAAGAAGGAAAGAAAGAUGUCUGCAAAGUGCGACCACCAUGGAAGCAAGAAAAAGAAACAACUGAGGCAGUUAUUUGGGUGUCUAACAAUCUUCAUAAUCGCAGUUCUCUUCAUAAUUUUACUGGUUUGGUUGAUCCUGCGCCCAACAAAACCUGUUUUCACUCUGCAAGAUGCAACUGUUUAUCAGUUCAACGUAACACAACCAAACUUUCUGUCAUCAACUCUUCAAAUCACAGUUGCAUCAAGAAACCCAAAUGAUAAAAUCGGUAUCUACUACGAUAAACUCGAUAUCUACGCGUCUUAUCGUAAUCAGCAGAUAACCUUACCAACGGUUCUUCCACAGACGUAUCAAGGCCAUAAGGAUGUUAAUGUUUGGUCUCCGUAUGUUUAUGGGAAUACAAUUCCGAUUGCUCCUUUUCUUGCUGUUUCAUUGGAUCAGGAACAGAAGGCUGGUAUGGUUCUGAUUUAUAUCAAGAUUGAUGGAAAGCUCAGAUGGAAAGUCGGUACUUGGAUCUCUGGUCAUUAUCAUGUCAACGUUAAUUGCCCAGCAUAUUUAACGUUUGGAAGUAAGUUUAAUGGUGUUUCCGUUGGUCCUGCUGCCGUUAAGUAUCAGAUUGGUCGCGACUGUCAUACCGAUGUCUGAUUGCUUAACAAUUUAACACUGUUAGAUUCCGAACUUCUCAAUGGACGACUGCUUCUCAUCAAAUAAUAUCAUCCGAAGUCGACAUCUCAGUGGGGACUUUGCCGACUGAGACGGUAAUCCCAUACAGUUUAUGGCUGAUCCUUUAUUACAUUGGUACUGACUUGCAUCCUCGGGACCCGGGGAGGUGAGAUUUUGCACAAAAACCGUACGGGAUUACCGUCUCACGCGGCCUGCUGGUAAGAUUUGGCGUGUCAGGUGUGUGAGUGUGUACUUUAUUUUAUUUUGUACUCCAAAUCAAGAGAACAUUUCACUUGUACAAAUUUUUGGCAAACCCUAUAGUCAUUUUUUUUUCCGUUUGAAAAAGAAAAAUAAGAGAAUAUUUCACUUGUACAAAUUUUUGG
This is a messenger RNA of Papaver somniferum (opium poppy), 1336 nucleotides long. RefSeq names its product NDR1/HIN1-like protein 1. The transcript is spliced from 2 exons. The coding region runs from base 309 to 935 and encodes 208 amino acids. Gene Ontology annotation, biological process: defense response to other organism. Lineage: Eukaryota; Viridiplantae; Streptophyta; Magnoliopsida; Ranunculales; Papaveraceae. The record is from RefSeq and is a predicted model, not a curated record.